Molecule: messenger RNA, 160 nt
Organism: Trifolium medium
Lineage: Eukaryota; Viridiplantae; Streptophyta; Magnoliopsida; Fabales; Fabaceae
Source: the annotation of a GenBank genome assembly
AUGAGGAUGGAGAUGAAAAUUUCUCCGUGGCGAGGAACGGGGAACAAAUUUGGGGGCGGGGCGGAGAGUAGUGUGAUUUCUGAGUCUCAGACUGCGUUCGUGAAAGAUAGGCAGAUUCUUGAUGGGAUUCUCAUCGCGAAUGAGGUGGUGGACGAAGCUC